AUGGCAGCGGCGUAUCCGGUGGAGAGGGGUGCCAGCGAUGGCCAUGCGGGGAAGGGGCCGGCGCUGUCGGAGGCGGGGCAGGGGGAUGCGCGGCGGCCAGAUCUGGAGCAGCAGGGUGAUGGCCACGAGGAAGAAGGCCGUUCCAUCGUCGGGUUUUGCGGCCUGGGGAAGACCGCCCUCGCUGACGGGUUUGCGCCGCCCUCAAGGACCCGAGGGAGGUGUUGGCGGACAUGGUCUGGAAACUUAGCUCCUCCGACGCCCCAGUACAUUCUGCACACCGUGGAGGCGCAGGACAUCAAGCUGCCAUUCGAGUGCCGCCAUGGUUGCUGUACUAGCUGUGUGGUCCGAAUUAAAUCCGGGCAAAUACGACAACCUGAAGCACUUGGAAUAUCUGCUGAAUUAAGGGAGAAGGGCUAUGGUUGCUAUGUGUUGGCUACCCAUCCUCCGAUGUUGAAGUUGAGAUUCAAGAUGAAGAUGAGGCGAGCACAUUUGCUAAGCUACAUUGUGAACUGAAAAGGAAUCGAGCUGAUCGAUCUACA
Brachypodium distachyon (stiff brome) is the source of this 539-nucleotide messenger RNA. RefSeq lists its product as uncharacterized. Gene Ontology annotation, molecular function: iron-sulfur cluster binding. Lineage: Eukaryota; Viridiplantae; Streptophyta; Magnoliopsida; Poales; Poaceae. The transcript is spliced from 4 exons. Bases 1 to 513 code for a protein of 170 amino acids. The record is from RefSeq and is a predicted model, not a curated record.